CCAGUGUUACGUGACGUGAUGUCGCCAGCGUCUUUUUUUUUCACGUAGGAACUUAACCAUUAUCGUAACUGGACGAGUAGAUUUACAGGCAGAAUGGGAUAUUUUCCUUAUUGCCUGUUUUACUUGAUCGAGGAAUGCAGUGGGCUUUCUGGAUUCGUUGUCACUUAGACAAGCACAGGCAUUAUGUAUUUUUGAAAUCCCAGAAGAGGUGCAAGGGCUUAUGGGAUGGCAGCAGUUUGGCAGCAGGUGUUGGCUGUUGAUGCAAGGUACAAUGCUUAUCGCACCCCAAAUUUUCCUCAGUUCCGAACUCAGUACAUUCGACGCCGCAGUCAGCUGUUAAGGGAGAAUGCCAAGGCAGGCUAUGAUCCUCUUAUUCGGAAGCAGUAUGUGAAGCUACGCUGGCAGCUUUUGGCCCAGCGUUAUGGACCCCUUUCUGAUCAGAACAGCUUUCGGGCAUACAGCAACAGCAUCCGAAGUAGCCGUACAACCUUGGAUCGUAUGGAGGAUUUUGAAGAAGACCCUAGGGCACAAGGAGCACGUGGACACAGACGUUCAGUAAGUCGAGGGUCUUACCAGCUACAAGCACAGAUGAAUCGAGCAGUUUAUGAAGAAAGGCCCCCUGGGUGUGUGGUACCGACAUCAGUAGCGGAGGCAAGUCGUGCAAUGGCUGGCGAUACCACCCUGAGUGAAAACUAUGCCUUCGCUGGAAUGCACCACAUCUUUGACCAACAUGUGGAUAAUGCAGUUCCAAAGGUUCAAUUUGCAAAUGACGACAAGCACCUCCUAGCUUGCUGUUCUUUGGAUGGAACAAUUUCAAUCUGUCAGUUGGUUCCCUCACCACCCAUAGUGCUUAGAGUACUGAAAGGGCACACUAGGGGUGUGACAGAUUUUGCAUGGUCACUCUCUAAUGAUGUUAUUGUCUCCACCUCACUGGACACUACUAUGAGAAUAUGGGCAACAGAGGAUGGGAAGUGCAUUCGGGAGAUUGCAGACCCAGAUGGCUCAGAGCUACUGUGCUGUACCUUUCAGCCAAUGAACAACAACUUAACCGUUGUGGGCAAUGGUAAACACAAUGUUCAUGUCAUGAAUAUCUCCACUGGCAAAAAAGUGAAAGGAGGUUCUAGUAAAUUGACAGGGCGUGUCCUUUCACUCUCAUUUGAUUCACCAGGACGUAUCUUAUGGGCAGGUGACAACAGAGGCAGCAUAUACUCUUUCCUUUUUGAUAUGGCCACAGGGAAGCUGACAAAAGCAAAACGCCUAAUUGUAAAUGAAGGCAGUUCUAUCACCAGUAUAUCUGCACGAUCGUGGAUCAGUAGAGAAGCUCGUGACCCUUCCCUUCUUGUUAAUGCUUGCAUCAAUAAGUUGCUGCUUUACAGGUAA
This is a messenger RNA of Protopterus annectens (West African lungfish), 1380 nucleotides long. RefSeq names its product WD repeat domain 13 (gene WDR13). Bases 226 to 1380 code for a protein of 384 amino acids. The record is from RefSeq and is a predicted model, not a curated record. The transcript is spliced from 8 exons. Lineage: Eukaryota; Metazoa; Chordata; Ceratodontiformes; Protopteridae. Gene Ontology annotation, cellular component: nucleus. Gene Ontology annotation, molecular function: promoter-specific chromatin binding; protein binding.